GCGGACUUUCGCUCCACCUUUCGCCGAGCAACCAUUUUCCACAUGUUUCCUAGCGACGAGCUUGCGAGGUUGGUAAGAGAUGUAUUUGUAUGCAUUCUUACGUGGUGGCUGGGCUGGCCUUCAGCCGGCGCGCAACCAGCGCCAGCAAAGCGGCCUUCACAGCGGAGCUCAUGCGCAAGUCGCCGCUGGCGGUACCGCUCCAGCGCGGUCAGGCUGUCCUCACGGUUCACGUGCCAGUGGACACCCGGCCCAUCAUUCCGGGCACCUACACCGUCACGGUCAAGAUGGUAGGGGGCCCUGUGUGGGGGGCUUUCCGCGGUCGCACCGAUUUGGUGCUGCAGGCGGGCGGCUAUCCCACCACCUCGGACUCCUCUAACCUGGCGUGUGCUUAUGUGGUCUCAGAGCAGUGCGCCAAAUCGGUGGGCCCCAAGGGGGAGCCCCAGGCCCCCGCAGGCCAGGGCAUCACCAACCACAUCUUUGCCUGUGUGCGGGGCCCCAUCUGGGACCCGCAGCUCUCUCACCUGCACUGUGCCAAGUUUGAGAUGCCCGGUGAGGAGCCCAUGCAGGUGGAGGUCCGUGGCGCCCCCCAGGCAGCUGGGACAGCCACGACAGCUGCGGCAGGCAGCCCUGCUCCGGCUGCAGCCGGGGUCGCCGACCUGGGUGGCGACACCUUGGGUGGGGUGAGGCCCGCGGCUGCCAUGGCGACCGCAGCGGACAUCGUUGACCAUGUAGGGGACGUGCAGAUGCAGGAGGCGGCGGGUUUGGGUGACGCGGCGGCUGCAGCUGGUGGCGCCAGUGGGCCACUCAGCGGGGCCCCGCCCCUGCUGCCAGUUCUGGUGGCGGGGGGAAGCAACCGUGCUGCUGCGGCUGCCCUGCGGGCCACGCUGCAGCAGCAGCCCUCUUCUCAGCAGCGGGUGGCAACGGGAGGGCUUAGCGGGGUCCAGCCGGCGGAGGGCGUGGGGGGGCCGCCGGCGGCCAGGCCUCGCCCUGCCGGUGCUGGGCCGGCUGACGCGCAGCAGCAGCACAGUGGCGCUCCCGCGCCACGGCCGCCCUUGGAUCAGCAGGCAGCCGCCGGGCAGGAUCAGGAGCAGUCCGCUGUGAUGCGGCGGUACUUGGCCGAGCUGGCGGAGCUCAAUCUUCAGCGGCAACAGCGGUUACAGCAGCAGCAGCAGCAGGAGCUGCAGCGCCAGGGGCAGUCACCCAGGCCCCGGACCGGCUCCCAGGUUAUGGUCCUGGCCACGCUGGGGGGACAGGACGGGGCGGGCGGUGGCGCUGGCAGGGCGGCGUCACGGCGUGGGCAACGUGUUGACAUAGUUGACCACGUGGGGGACGUUCAGAUGCAGGAGGCGGCGGGUGUGGGUGACGCAGGGGCUGCCGCGGGUGGCGCCAGCGGACCACCCGCUGUGGCCUCGCCCUCGCUGCUAGCUCUGAUGGUGGGGGGAAGCACCCGGGCUGCUGCGGCUGCCCUGCGGGCCGAGCGGCAGCAGCAGCCCUCUUCUCAGCAGCGGGUGGCAGCGGGAGGGCUUAGCGGGGGGCAGCCGUCAGCAGGCGUGGGGGGGCCGCCGGCGGCCAGGCGUCGCACUGCCGAUGCUGGGCCGGCUGGCGUGCAGCAGCAGCCCAGUGGGGCUCCCGCGCCGCAGCUGCCCUUUGAUCAGCGGGCAGCCGCCAGGCAGGAUCAGCAGCUGACAGCUGCGAUGCAGCGGUACUUGGCCCACAAGGCGGACCUCCAUCUCCAGCAGCAACGGCGGGUACAGCAACAGCAGCAGCAGGAGCAGCAGUGCCAGGUGCAGCCGCCCAGGCCCCGGACCGGCUCCCGGUUUGAGGUCCUGGCCACGCUGGGGGGACAGGACGGGGCGGGCGAUUGCGCUGCCACGGCGGCGCCCGGGCGUGGGCGACGGGUGCAACCAGCCGCGCAUGCACCGCCGCCGCCGCCGCAGCAACAGCCCCGCUCCAAAGGGCGCGGUGGCCCCGCCCAGCUCCCGCAGCAGAGGGCAGGGCGCUUGGGCGGCGGGCUGCCUCCCCCGCAGGACGGUGCUAGCUCGCCGCCGCGCGUGCCCACUGGGCGGCCGGCCGGGGGACAGCAGGCUGGUGGGGGCAGCGGGUCGGGGCGCCAGGGUGGAGGAGCGGGACAGGCAGUGCCCCAGCCGCCGCCCCAGGCGCGGCCGCCACUGCAGACGUCACAACCGGCGGGUGGUGGUAAGGGCAGGGGCAGGGGCCUGGGCGCGCCGGCUGGGGUUUCGGCCAACACGCCUGGGCGCGCGGGUGGGGGUGCGGGCAGUGAGGUGGAGUACGGGGCCGUUAGCCUGACCCGGGACACGUGUGUUGCCAUCGGCUCUGACCUCGUGACGCACCAGAACCGCUGCGCAGAUGUGCAGGGGUUUGAGUGGGCGCAGUUGGGCCACGACACGCUUGGUGGCCGCCUCCUCGCCUACCUCCGUGACCAGGGCGCCACCGUACCGGACUGGGCCGUCUGCCGCGUGCCGGCUGGCCGUACCGCCGUCCUGGCACAGCUGCACGACGAGUUCACUGGCUGGUGGCGCCUAUACUCAGCCCAGCCUGCAGACACGCCCCUGCCUUCCGACGUGACGGAGCAGCUGGAUGACGCCGCGCAGCAGGUGCAGACGGCCUACAUGGACUACGUGCUCCUAGACGCCCGCACCCUGCGGUCCGCUAAGCGUGGGCCGGCGGACCCCGGCGGGGCCAGCGGGCCCAGCCGCCGGCAACGCCAGCACCGCAGCCGCAGUACCUCCAGCCUCAUGAGCCUGGGCAGCGCUCCAUUGCGCCCCGGCGGCGCCAGCUCAGGAGCCGCUAGCAUGAGCACCAGCAGCGGCGGCGCGCCCCCCAGCCAGGGUGGCGGCCGCCGCGGCAAACGCCACAUCAGCAACAGCAACCGCAACCGCCACGGCGCUGCCGUGGCCGGUGCCCCGCAACUUGCCAGCCUCCUCGCCCAGUUCAGUCUGGUGGACCCUUGGGCGAGCAAGCGUGGCGGCGCCAAGGGCUACACGCAUCCGGCCACGCCCAAGCCGGCCACUCCCGCACGCCUGGAUCGGUGGUAUGUCAGUGCCACCGCGGCGCCGUGGGUGGUGGAUGUCGCUCGCACGUAUGGGGCGCCUGGGGACCACAACGGUGUGCUGCUCACCCUGUCCUUGCCCGACCUGCCACAUGCGCACCGGGAGCAGUGGCGCUUCCCCACAUACCUGCUGUUUCACCCCUCACUGCGUCUGGAGCUCGAGCAGCGCUUGGAGGCGCACGUUGCCGCAAAUCCCGUGGCCAGUACAGGUGACGGCGCUUGCACGCAAUGGGAGGCGGACAAGUUCUUCUUGCGGGAGGCCGCCACCAGCAUCCACCGUCGGCAUGCACGCCAGACCCGGGAUGGGCUGCAUGGCGUGGUGCUGGCCGCAGACACGGCCGCUGCCCUGGCCGACCGGCCGGGUGCCAGCGCCGCGCAGCGUCAGGCUGCGGCCAUGGCCAACUUGGCAGUGCGGGAGGAGCGGGCAGCUGCCGCAGCGGCCAGCCACAAUGCCCGCGCUGCACUGAUGGAGGAGCAUGGGGAGCGGGGCACUCGCUGGUUCCAUCGGCAGGCUGACGAGCCAGCAGCCGGCGCGCAGGAGCCCAUCACGCACUUGAAGGUGCCGGGGCAACCGGCGCCUGUGGCGCUCACGGGGCCGGGCACGCGCAACACUGUCUCAGCAGCCGCCGCAGCCAUGUACAGCAGCACCAGCCCCACCGGCCUGUUCCGCGUGCAGCCGGUCUGUACGGCGUCGCAGCAACAGCUUCUGGCGGCCAUUGACCGCAAGGUUCCGGCGGAUCUGCAGGCCGCCGCAGAGGGGUCCGGGGACGGCGCCCUCAGUGAUGCCGAGCUGAUGGCAGCGCUGGCUGGCUCCGCCAAUGGUAAAGCACCUGCACUAUAACAACGGGAAACCGCGUCUGGGCGCGUCUGGGCCGCGUCUGACCUGUGAGACGCGGUGUCAGACGCGCCGAGACGCUGCGCGUUAAGGGGGAAACGCGGGGGAGACGCGGGAGAGACGCGAUGGGGACGCAACCAGAAACAG
Chlamydomonas reinhardtii is the source of this 4052-nucleotide messenger RNA. RefSeq lists its product as uncharacterized. The record is from RefSeq and is a predicted model, not a curated record. The transcript is spliced from 2 exons. The coding region runs from base 90 to 3911 and encodes 1273 amino acids. NCBI's taxonomy places the organism in Eukaryota, Viridiplantae, Chlorophyta, Chlorophyceae, Chlamydomonadales, Chlamydomonadaceae.